CUGCUGACGUUAUUUUAAACCUAUCUGUGUGACAAUAAAUUCCACAAGGCGCUGUUUAUUGGCUUACAAGCCAACCUUUAUUAAAAACAGUCUCCUCCCAUCAGAAAGGAGGAGAGAGACGCGUUAAGAAAGGCUAAAGAUGCGGUUAUCCCUGACAGUGUCCGUGGUUUUAGCACUGGGAUUAAUACUUCCUGAACGGGCGUCGCUUUAUGGACCUCCAGAGGACUGGGAGGGAUCUGGAUAUGACCUGGAUGGUUCUGGUUCUGGAGAUGAUCCAGAACGAGAAGGGAAUAACAACAAUCCUGACCCAGAUAUUGUACCAAACCCUGUAAAUGGAAACACAAAAUCUGCCAAAAGCUCUUCGGUGCUGAAUGCGGGGAGAUCACACAGGCAUGACAUAGAUGCUGCAACGGAAUUGGUUGUUAUCUCAAACAGCAGCAAAUUACUGGAAAACAAAGAGAUUGUUGCAGCUGUCAUUGCAGGGGGACUACCUGGAGCAACAAUAGGAGUUCUGCUAUCAGUGAUCCUGAUUUACAAAUGGAGGAAGAAACACAAAGAACAUAUUCAGAACAAGGCUUCAAAUGAAGAAUAUCACAAACCCACUCGGGAAGUAGCUUUUAUUUAACUGUCACAUCCACGUUGGAUUGAAAUCUUUAAAAUACCAUGGGGUGUCUCCGUCUUCCUGAUUGUAUUGAGCUGCUAUUAAUGAAUUUUCUCAACGGAGAAAAUUAUCAAUGUUUUUAUUUCUUGCACUUAAUUCAAAUUUUUCACUAGAAAGUGUUCACACCCAUUCACUUUUCUCCUAUAUUAGCAGUUUUAGUUCUAAAAUAGAUUUUGAGUAUUUUUUUUUUCCUUAAAGAUCCUAGAUUUUAACAUUUUUUUCCCCGGAUUUUUGGCUCAACACAAGGUCUACUGACCUUUUCUUUGACUUUGUUGGUGGAGUUCUGCUAUAUGAAUUGUCAACCUUGAGACCUGUUUAUGCGAGAUUGUUCAUUUCCAAAUCAUGUCCGUUAUAUUAAAUUUAGCAGAGGUGAAGAUGGAUCUGAGUUCAGAUUCAAUUGUACUAGCAAAGUUUGUGCAUACUUGUGAACCUAUAAUGUUAACAUUUUUAUAUUUUCUUUUUGCAAAAACACCUUAACAAUGUGUGCACUUUGUCAUUAUGAAUUAUUUUUGUACAAAUUUUCCAUAAAAACUCAAAUCUAUUUGGGAUCAGACUGUACUGUAGCAAAAUAAGUGAAAAAGAAGGGGUGUGAAUACUUCCUGGAGGUACUGUAUCUGUUAAUGUAACGUUAUGUCUGUGAUAAAACGUGAUAAAAAUGUUUCAAGGACCUCAUUCUGCCUGUGUUUUAGAAAUAUCUAAUAUGUGUAUGUAGUAUUAAUUAAUCUAGAAGUCUAAAGAUCAAUAACAGCUAAGCUAAGCUUUGACUUUAUUUACCCUGGAUAUAACCCUUCACAUUGGUUUGAAAUGAGAUGCAAUGCACGAUUUGACUUAUCAGUCAGUAGCAAUUUCCAAUGUUUCUUUGUAGCACAAUAAAAAGCAUGAAGGAAAAAUGGGGUGGGGGGGACUUGUGGCAGCUUGUAUCUCUUUUUCAGAGCCUUUUAGGUUUUUACUACAUUAAAAUGUUGAUAAGUUUGUGUUGUCUCUGAGAUUCCUGAGAAAUAAUAAUACUUAGAUUUCUAGAUUCCAGAUGUUGGUUUUAUGUAUUUUGUUUGCUUUCUGGCACUUGCAAAAAUAAAAUUGUGGUGUCAUUAAAGUCAGAACUGAUGGCUAGUUGUUUCAUUCUAUGCAGUUUAUGUACAGUUGUGUAUGGGCUGAUCCAGUGCUAAAAGGGCAGUGCGAAAAUGCUCAUCCUUCCCCUUUAUUUUGCUAAAUUGUACAAUAUGUUAAAAAGUCUUCAAUAUAACUAGAUUUUUAGUGUUUUAUAAUGUACUACUUCCUGAAUAAUGUCUCUCAUAGUGUGUAUGAUUUAAUGACAUGAUACCUCUUAAGAUAUUGGAUGAAAACUUAUUAGAAUUGGCAAUUUGUGCAAUAUUAAAACUACAUAUGUCAUAUUUGUUUUCUCACAUUUUUGUUUGCACAUAAAGAAAUUGGAACAAAUCUUGUCUUAA
Molecule: messenger RNA, 2109 nt
Organism: Gambusia affinis (western mosquitofish)
Lineage: Eukaryota; Metazoa; Chordata; Actinopteri; Cyprinodontiformes; Poeciliidae
Product: syndecan-2-like
Exons: 6
Coding region: 140-625 (161 amino acids)
Source: RefSeq, a predicted model, not a curated record